AUGCGACUGGAUUGUUUCCGGAGUCCUAUCGCCGAGUACGGGGUNGUCAGACCUCGCUUGGAGUUCGCGAGUGCCGCGGCAUAUCCCUAUACAACUGCUGAAAUGGUGAAACUGGAGAGAGUCCAACGAGCUGCCACCCGUAUGAUUGACGGGUUACGCUGGUGUUGCUACACCGAACGAUUGCAUGCGACUGGAUUGUUUCCGGAGUCAUAUCGCCGAGUACGGGGUGAUAUCAUCUGUGUGCGACGCAUUCUUCACGGUGACAUGGGUUCAGAGUUCAUGGAGUAUUUACCUCUGCGCGAGCAGACCAGGACUCGUGGACAUGGACUUACGCUGUUGAAGCUUUCGUCCGUAGGAUUACCUCUUCGGUUUCGGCUAUCGCGAAGGGUAACCAACCUUUGGAACUCCCUUCCAGCUGACGUGAUGGAAGAGGUCAAUGAUAAGAUGUUCAAGAGGAAGCUCGACAGCGUCCUGCGCACAAUGUGGUAUGCAGAUCUAUCAUGA
Molecule: messenger RNA, 504 nt
Organism: Echinostoma caproni
Lineage: Eukaryota; Metazoa; Platyhelminthes; Trematoda; Plagiorchiida; Echinostomatidae
Source: the annotation of a GenBank genome assembly